Blepharisma stoltei is the source of this 1009-nucleotide messenger RNA. Lineage: Eukaryota; Ciliophora; Heterotrichea; Heterotrichida; Blepharismidae. The record is from the annotation of a GenBank genome assembly.
AUGAAGUUAAGCGAUAUUGGAAACUUGCUUGAACGAAGAAACAGAGAAAUGAAGCAGCAUAUAAAGCAAAAUGACUGGAAAACAGAUGAAAAAAUCAAAAUAAAUCAUCGAAAAACAGCUAGCUUGAAUUUUCCUAUGCAAAAUAAUGGAGUCAAAUAUAUGAGAUUUCAGUUUGAUUCUGAAAGUUUAGGAAAAUCGCUUAUCCUCCCUAUUCUUGAUGGAAGCGACCAUUAUCAUCCAUCAAGAACGUAGAUUAAAAAAAAGUUUAUAUGAUUUAUUAUUUCCCCAUAUUAAACAAUUUUCUAUAGUCACAAGAUAUAAAUAUUAAGUAUAUUAGGAGUGCGUUGCCAGCCAUUUGAUAGGAAUUUUUUUCUCACAUGAUAUUUCCUCUGAUUUGGCCUAAAUUUUUCUCAUGAGGCAAUUGAUCUUUAAAAUUCUAUCAAAUUUAUCGCAAGUAAAAAAAUUUCAAUAAAAAAUAUCCGAGGAAAUGUCACACGAAGAAAAUAUUUGCACGGAGCCAGCUAAGAGGUUUCAUUUUUAAAAUUUGAAAACUAUACAAUUAGAAUGGAACUAAUUUUCAAUUUUUAGGAAAUUUUAAUAAUCAAUGAUGGGUGAAGUUAGAAACCAAAACAUUUAUAUUGCUCCUUUAAGCAGCAGCACAAAUUUACGAGAUGCACUAGGAAAAUAUUACCAGCCAAAAACUUCAGUUGUUAGAAUUCCUGCGUUUCCAAAAAGUCCUUUUGGCACUCAUAACAACUUGAAUAAUUCAAGUUUGAUUUUUACAGAAUUAGAGCUCCAUAAUUUAAAUGAAGAAAAAAAUGAAGAAAACAUUAAGCUCAUUAAAAAAGUUAAUGGCAGAAACGCAAAGAGAAGGAAUUCAGAAAGAGACAUGACAAACUCAAUAUCUUUUAGAUAUAGAAUUAAAUCACUGCAGCCACAGAGGAACUAUUCCUAUGGAAUUAAUACUGGAUCCACAGAAGGGAAUUAUUGAAGUGAGCUUCUGUGAUAA